This is a messenger RNA of Phytomonas sp. EM1, 921 nucleotides long. NCBI's taxonomy places the organism in Eukaryota, Euglenozoa, Kinetoplastea, Trypanosomatida, Trypanosomatidae. The record is from the annotation of a GenBank genome assembly.
AUGAAUCGUGCUGUUAUACCACACGAGGCGUCUCAAGACCAUCUAAACAGAAACAAUGAAUAUUCGGAUACGUCCUACACCAGCUCAGACGCUUACGGCGCUCAAGUUCCCGAGAACUUAAGACAGCCCCCCCCGCAGAACGUGCAACAACAACCGCCGCCGCAGCAAUAUCUGCAGCAGUUUGGUGAGCCACAACGUGAAAAUACCGCGGUAGCGGGCUCCAGACUAGAAUAUCCUUCAGAAAGGAGCGCUGUGAACAGGAUGGAGGAACCAGACAUGGGAGGCUCGCGUUCAGGAUUCCCUAACCGCUUACGGAAUUCCAUAGCUAAAUUCUUUCAACUAGACGCUUCAGAUAUUCAACGCAUUACAAGUUACAUUUUCUUCUUCUUAUGCUUCCUGAAUCUUCUUUUCUUGAAUCUCUCGUGCUCACUUUCACAGAUCGACGCGUUGAACAAUAAGUGCAUGACUUUCUGGGGGUAUAAGAAUAACUGUGAUACAGUCAGUUACACAGUAGAUGUUGAUUUGCUCGAAUGCGACAAGGAACGAAGGAGGCUAAAAUUGGGUGCUGCUUUUUCCAUUCUGGCUAUUAUUUUUUCGGCCCCAUUAUUGUUCAUGAGCUGGAUUGUAUGUUGCUGGGUGCACUCUCAGAGACUCAAAAGUCUGCGUUCAAGUACUAAAGAAGGGCAUACACCAAGAAUUCCUUUGGUGAAUCUAGGAAAGAUGAGAUGGUAUAUGAUCGGCACUAUGAUUAUGGUUUCAGUAUUUGCGUUAAUUCCAUGGGUCAUCAUUGCAGACACCCACAAAGAUGGUUUGUGCGUUAAACUACUUGGGAACGAUCAAACUUACGGUCCAGGUUUUUGCUUGGGUAUUUGUGCAUGGAUCUUAGAAUUACUACUAGGUUGCUUGUUUGUUUUAAUAUAG